This is a messenger RNA of Vicia faba (fava bean), 579 nucleotides long. The record is from the annotation of a GenBank genome assembly. Lineage: Eukaryota; Viridiplantae; Streptophyta; Magnoliopsida; Fabales; Fabaceae.
AUGUUCCAUCCGUGGCUUCUUCGGCUGCUAAGAUACACAAACCAACCAUCAUCAGCCGAUGUUCCAUCUGUGGCUUCUUCGGCUGCUAAGAUACACAAACCAAUCGGUGAUAUAGGAAUAAAAGGAAAUGUGAAGGCUUGCACUCAAACACCGGACGACGUUAAGUUAAUUUUGCAAGAGCAUGAAGAUAAGAAAUUGGCUGCAAAGAAAUCAAUUUCAGGUGAAGUCCAUGAAGAUGAUGAUGAGGCAUCACGGCUGCUAGAGAUAUCUAGGAUUCGAAGUGGAAAAAGGCCGACCGAAGAGGGGAGUAUGCCGGCUGCCAAGAAGAAUACAAAAGGCCCCUUGGAUGUAAUUUACUAUAGAAAACCAGAGGAAAGUUUGAAAAAAGGAAAGCAAACUAGCAUGAAUGAUGCUUGUGAUAAGAAAGCAAGAGCAAAUUGUUGUCAAUACAUAGCCCGUUUCUUUUAUCGGAAUGGAAUUGCUUUCAAUGUUGCAAGAUCAAAGAGUUUCAAAUUGAUGGUUGAAGCAAUUGGUAUGUAUGGUGCACAUUUGAAGCCUCCAAGCUACCAUGAGUUGUGA